This is a messenger RNA of Drosophila willistoni, 2222 nucleotides long. RefSeq names its product soluble guanylate cyclase 89Da (gene Gyc89Da). Gene Ontology annotation, cellular component: guanylate cyclase complex, soluble. The record is from RefSeq and is a predicted model, not a curated record. NCBI's taxonomy places the organism in Eukaryota, Metazoa, Arthropoda, Insecta, Diptera, Drosophilidae. The transcript has 2 exons. Gene Ontology annotation, molecular function: oxygen sensor activity; guanylate cyclase activity; heme binding. Gene Ontology annotation, biological process: nitric oxide-cGMP-mediated signaling; cGMP biosynthetic process; response to oxygen levels. Bases 141 to 2138 code for a protein of 665 amino acids.
CAACUAGAAAUAAGAAAAGUGAACCACAAGAGCAAAGGACUAAAAAAAGAUUCAAAUUUAACUAGUUACCACCUGUGGCUAUUGCAUAAGAACCAGAUUUAAAAUUCUCACAUAAAAGGAAGACCUUUUCAUCACCUAAAAUGUAUGGAAUGCUUUAUGAGAGUGUCCAGCACUAUGUGCAAGAGGAAUAUGGAGUUGAGACUUGGAAGAAAGUCUGCCAAAUUGUCGACUGCAAGCACAAUAGCUUCAAGACACAUCAAAUCUAUCCGGAUAAACUAAUGCCAGAUAUUGCAGCCGCACUAUCUGCCUGUACGGGACAGUCUUUUGACUUUUGCAUGAAUUUUUUUGGUCGUUGCUUUGUGCGAUUUUUCAGUAAUUUUGGUUACGACAAGAUGAUACGUUCGACGGGACGUUAUUUCUGUGACUUUCUACAGUCCAUAGAUAAUAUUCAUUUAAUUAUGCGUUUCACAUAUCCCAAGAUGAAAUCGCCAAGCAUGCAGUUGACCAAUAUGGAUGACAAUGGAGCUGUUAUUCUCUAUCGCAGUGGUCGGACAGGUAUGUCGAAGUAUUUGAUUGGACAGAUGACAGAGGUGGCCCGGGAGUUCUAUGGUCUGGAGAUAAAAGCCUAUGUGAUUGAGAGUCAAAAUGAUAUUAGCGGUGGCACAGCGGGCCCCAUUAAAUUGACCGAUGGUCCGUUGACUGUAAUAGUAAAGUAUCGCCUUGAUUUUGAUAAUCGAGAGUAUAUGGCCAAGCGUGUGAAUACCGCUGCCCAUCCCUCACAGCUUAAGAUGCCCACUGUCAAUAUGAAUGUGUUCCUGGAACUGUUUCCCUUUACCUUUGUACUUGACCACAAUAUGAAGAUAACCCAUGCCGGCGAGAAGAUUGUCGAGACAUGGAUUAUGCACAAUCCAGGAGCAAAUCCAAAAGGCUUUAUCGGCAGCUAUGUUAUGGACAAAUUUCAUUGCCGUCGUCCAAAGGAUACCACCAUUAACUGGGACACUUUGAUACAAAUGCGUGCUGUGCUCUUUGAAUUCGAACUUAUACGAACGGGACACAAUAGAGCAGCAUAUGAUGCUGUUCUGAACAUGGACUUCGAGAACUAUGACGAGAUGACGCUGAACGAGGCACAGACCAUGGCCCUGACAAAGGCCCAGGAGUUUAGUGAACAGCAACAGGCCAAAAAUGCAGACGAUGAAGAUGAAAUCGAUCCGGCUACGGGUGAGCGAAGGUCAUCGCAAGGUCUUCGUUCCAUUCUGCUGAAGGGACAAAUGUUCUACAUCAAAGAUGUGGACUCGCUUAUUUUCCUGUGUAGUCCGUUGAUAGAGAAUCUAGAUGAGUUGCAUGGCAUCGGCCUGUAUUUAAAUGACCUCAAUCCCCAUGGUCUGAGUCGAGAAUUGGUUAUGGCCGGUUGGCAACAUUGCUCCAAGCUGGAGAUAAUGUUCGAAAAGGAGGAGCAGCGUUCAGAUGAGCUGGAGAAAUCUUUGGAAUUGGCUGACUCAUGGAAACGUCAGGGGGAUGAGCUCUUGUACUCCAUGAUUCCACGGCCCAUAGCUGAGCGCAUGCGAAAGAGUGAGGAACAUGUGUGCCAGAGUUUCGAAGAGGUCUCCGUGAUCUUUAUUGAGGUAUUAAACGUCUACGAUAGUGGCUCGAAUAGCAUUCAGGAUGCCAUGCAAGCGGUGACCACAUUAAAUAAGGUAUUCUCUGCAUUGGAUGAGGAAAUCAUUUCACCAUUUGUCUACAAAGUGGAAACUGUGGGCAUGGUCUAUAUGGCCGUCUCUGGGGCUCCCGAUAUCAAUCCUCUGCAUGCGGAACAUUCUUGCGAUCUGGCUCUACGUGUUAUUAAGAAACUAAAAACCGAUGAGCUGGAGGGUGUGGCCAUUAGAGUGGGCAUCAACUCGGGUCCUGUGGUAGCUGGCGUUGUGGGUCUAAAGGUUCCAAGAUACUGUCUCUUUGGGGACACAGUAAACACAGCUUCCCGUAUGGAGAGCAGCUGUGAGCCAUGGAAAAUCCAAUUGUCCCAGUAUACGGCGGAAAAGGUUCGCAGUGUUGGCUAUAAAGUUGAAAGCCGUGGCACUGUUAAGGUUAAAGGCAAAGGUGAAAUGGAAACCUAUUGGCUGCUUGACGGUCCAGAGACUUAAACGAGCUGUAUAUUUCAAAUAAGUCUUUAAUAAGCCUUUUUAAAUUUGAAAGCACUGUGCACUGAAUUUUUGUAUAACUUGAAC